CCAAACCGUUUCACUUUUGGUUCGACAAACAACGCGAGCGGACGGACUUUCGCUUCUGUCCUUCUGGUUUUCCAAUCGGCCGAAAACCGCGUGUUGUGAUUCCGUUCCGUUUUCGUGAAUUUAGACAAAAAUACCGUGAAAUAGAAAUUCGCGAAAGAAAAGUGGUGCCGCCGGAGAUAUGAAUAUCAUGAAAAAGUGCGGUUUUUGCCAGCUGCCGGCUGGUCUGAUGUGUAGUCGCUGCCUGGAGGUGUACUGUUCCGUCGAGUGCCAGAUACGCGACUGGUCCGAGCACAAGAAAGUUUGCAUCGUCAUUCCAAAACUGUACCCCAACGAUAGCUAUCUGGAUGUGUUGGCCAGUGGCGUAACGCUACCAUUGAGAAGCUCAUCUCUGAUCGAGCAGGCCUCAAGUCGAAUGCUGGUGAACAAUGGGCGUUCCCUGAAGCCACCGCGCAAGCCUAAUUUCCCCGUGGGUUCCGUUGAAGUAUCGGUGGCUCGGGAAGCAACAGCAUCACUUCCGGAUGGAUGCGAUAACGUACCGGAGAAGUCGGAACCGGACGGAAGCCCAUCCAAGAAAGCCAACAACAUUACCGUCACCGCUGACUGUGUGAAGCGUAUGUCCAAGAUGAAGAUCGAAGAAAUCCCUCAACGCAACACAGUGAGCGAGUUGAAGCCCAAGAAACAGAAUGGCGCCGAGAAGCCCCAAUCGUUGGCCAACUUGAAACUGGAGAUGAUCAAAAAUCACAAAAAGUUCGUUGAUUUGAAAGAAGCCGCGGCGGCUUCCGGGUCGCAAGAAGGCGCUUCUCCAGCGGUCAACAAACAACGUAACAAUUGGCUUCUGCACUUCCCACUGGACAAACCGGAAGGCGAGUUCUUCGAAGUGAUCGUCCAGUACGUUGUGGCCAACCAACGCAAACAGUGUUGGGUUAUUUCGGCGGAUCACGAAACCCAGUGCGAUAAGUUGCUGCGCGACAUCAACGGGCAGAUCAAUCCGCAGGGGACGCCCGUCAAGUACGAAGACGUGCAGGUGGAUGACAUUUACGCGGCCCCGUACGAGGGGCUGUACUAUCGAGUUGUCAUACUAGAAAAGGUCGACCCUGCCAAAUCUUUGGUAAAAGUCCGUCUCAUCGACUACGGAAACGAAGUCACACUCCCAGCCUCGGACCUGCGAGCUCCGCUUCCGCUGAUGAAAAAUCUCAGGGCUUUUGCGUUCCUAAUCGAAAUUCAGAAUCUCAACCGACCCCUCGAGCUGACCGAAACCAUUCGAGUUUGCAUCGUACGCUCCGAGGAUGACCGGAAGAUCGUCGAAAUUGAACUGGGCGCUACAAGUUUGCUGCAGCUGCUGGGGAGAUCCAGCCAAACCGUUGGGGAGGGAGGAAUUGUGGCCAUUCUUUCUUCCCGGAAAGCUCUGAUCUUGCUCUCUUCGGAACCGGUGAUGCCCAUCAUGAAAGUGCUGUACACUCAGAUGCCGGGGGCUGCUCCGAAGUUCCCAAAGGUCGAAAACGCUAAGGUUGGAGCUUUAGUCUGUGUGGAAAUCGAAGGAGUUGGCUGGUCGCGAGCGCAGAUCAUCGAACAACACGAAAGUAACCGGAUCGUGUACACGAUUGACAACGGAACGGUUGAAUUGGUUAACGCACAGGACAUGCGCGCCCUGCCGGAUGAGUACAAGAACAAACCACGCCUUGUAUUGCAAAUGGAUUUGACCAAAGUCAUUAUGGACGAACAGGACUUCAAAAGGCUCUGCUAUAUGCCAAGUUUUGCGUUCAGUUUUGAACGGUUAAGUUACGACAAGCAACAGCACAGGAUGAAGUGCACGAUGAAGGACGUCGAAGGAAAGCGGACCCUGGCGGAAGUCGAAUUCUCCGAAUUCGUAUGCGAUCUGAAAUCUGCUGGCAUCCACUAUUGGCCGCACAUUCCGCAGGACAAAAGCAUUGUGAAAAUUUCCUCCGUUCUGGAUGUGGGAACUGUAAUAAUUUGCCCCAAGGGCAAAGUCAAUGUCUAUACCGAGCUCUUGCAAUCGGUAAUGUCGACUUUGACUCGUUUAACCGCUGUUCCAAACGUGAAGGACGUAGUUGUGGCCUUGGACGACGUUAUGAUGCCGUAUCGAGCACGUGUCCUGUCGAUUACGUCCCCGGCAGAGAUUGAGGUCCUGGAUCUCGACAAUGGUCACAUCAGAAAAACGCCUUUGCAAAAGUUGUACACCACUAACGGGUUUGUGAACAAUCUACCCGUCUACACGGUAAAAGUUCAAAUUCGAGACAUGAACGUAUCUGCAAUCAAGGAUAAGGCUUGUGUGCUGGAUCAGCUGGAUGAGUUCCGUACUAGCAAGCGGGAGUUCCGAAUGAUGUUCGAAGGAGGAUCGUACAUGUACGGAGUAAAGUUGAUAGACUUAAGCACCAGCCGUUCGUUGGUUACCAUCCUGAUGGAACACCACGACAAGAAGUUACGGGAAGCGGAGGAAUUCGCUAAAAAGAAGCAAGAACAGGAAGAAGCUGCUAAAAAGAAGCGUGAACAAGAUGAAGAGGACGCGCGACGAAGGGCGAAGGAGACAGCAGAUGCCAAAACAAAGGAAGAACAACGGUUAGAGAACGAACGUAAGGCCGCUCAAGCCGCGGCAGAUCAGGAGCGAAAGGACCGCGAGGAGCAAGAACGUAAGAAGGCCGAAUCGGAAGCCGUCAUGGCAGCGGUGCAUACAGUGCUCAAAAUCGACGAUCUGAAACUGAUUCCACUUCCUGCCGGAAAGAGUGGCGUCAAGCUAACGAUUUUGGACGACAGUGACCUGGCGCAGGGCGCCGUCACCGUUUGCGAAGUGACGGAGGAACAUAUGAAACGGUACGCGACCUUGACCGACGAGGUCAAUAAGCUGGCAGCCAGUUGUGGCGAGGACGGUUACGCGCCGAAGUUGGAUGAAUUGUGCAUUGCAAUUUUCGAUGCCGACAAGAUGUGGUACCGGGCCGUGUGCAUCCAGCCGCAACCCGAGAGCGAUGUGUUCCUGCUGCAAUUUAUCGACUAUGGAAACGUGGCUACGGUGAAGCGCAAAUCGAUUCGAGCCAUGCCGAAGGCUUUGGCCUUCCCUUGCGCAGCGCACACUUGCAUCGUUAAAGAUGCAUCUAAGGUGCUGUCUACGCUGGCCCAGCAACAGGCUAACCAAGGCUACGUACUGGCUCAAGAGAUCAGAGCAGAAGGAGAAAUCUAUUCGUUGAAGUUUUAAGUUUUUUUUUUUAUAUUCCUUGACGUAAACCGAUUAUUGUUAUUCCUUUUGUUGCAUUUCCUUUUCGAAAGUUUCUUUUCGAAUUUAAUAUUUUUGCUAACUAUUUCAAAUUGAUGAACCAAAAUAAAGCUCUGCGAUAGACGUUUCAAAACA
Molecule: messenger RNA, 3361 nt
Organism: Aedes aegypti (yellow fever mosquito)
Lineage: Eukaryota; Metazoa; Arthropoda; Insecta; Diptera; Culicidae
Exons: 5
Coding region: 179-3208 (1009 amino acids)
Source: RefSeq, a predicted model, not a curated record